AUGCCUUCCUCUUCCAGUCUCUUGAGCGGCGCCGUGGCCGGCAGCCUCUUCAUCCAAGCAGCAUUGGCUUACACUGUGAUCCAAAUCCCUUCCCCCUUCAUGACCAAGAACAUCGACCCGAUCGUGUUCCCGGGGUCGUUUGACAAGUCGCAUCUGCACUCCUUCUUCGGGGCCGACGCCGUCACGGCCACGACCAACAAGACGGCCGAGCUGCAGAACUCGUGCACAAACGCCGAGAACCCAAACGACCUCUCCAUCUACUGGGUCCCGACGCUCCUCUACACCAAGGACGACGGCAAGACCUACGAGCCCGUACCCUUGUUCCGGUUCAGCGCCUACUACAACCUGGGCGAGACCGAGGCCGAGGUCGCCAUCCCGCAGGACCUGAAGAUGGUGGCGGGCAACGCCGACGCCAAGACGGCGGCCGAGAUGCCCGCCGACGCAAAGAUCAGCUGGUUCUGUGAGUCCGAGGCCAACCCGCCGGCGGCCGACAAGAACGGCUUCCCGUCCAAGACGUGCAGCACGCACCUGCAGCACGUCAUCUUCUUCCCGCAGUGCGUCAACAGCGCCACGCUCGAGACGGCCUACAAGGCGAAGACCCACGGCACAAAGAACGGGUGCCCCCAGGGUAUGUCCAGCAUGCCGCAGCUCCGCUUCAGCAUCCGCUACGACCUGCGCAAGGUCCUGCCCAACGGCUGGGACGGCCAGGCCCCCUUGCGUCAGGCCUGCGGCGAGAACAUUUAUUGCUCCCACGGCGACUUCAUCAACGGCUGGUCCCAGGAGACCGCCCAAAACAUGGUCGGCACCACAAAGGAGAAGUACAAAUUCGCUGCCGUCGAAGGCCCCCUCAAGAAGAAGGACUGCACGCAGCGUGACGCCGACCCCAGCCACGGCACCAGCAACUAUGCCGAGAGCGUCAAGCUGAUGAGUAAGAAGACUUGA
Pyricularia pennisetigena is the source of this 942-nucleotide messenger RNA. RefSeq lists its product as uncharacterized. The record is from RefSeq and is a predicted model, not a curated record. The transcript has a single exon. NCBI's taxonomy places the organism in Eukaryota, Fungi, Ascomycota, Sordariomycetes, Magnaporthales, Pyriculariaceae. The coding region runs from base 1 to 942 and encodes 313 amino acids.